Messenger RNA from Thlaspi arvense, 371 nucleotides. The record is from the annotation of a GenBank genome assembly. NCBI's taxonomy places the organism in Eukaryota, Viridiplantae, Streptophyta, Magnoliopsida, Brassicales, Brassicaceae.
UAUUACUCUUGUUCUCUAUAAAAAACAAAAACAAAAAAAAAAAAAAAUCAAGAAAUGGUUCUUACACAGGCUGAGAUUCUCGAGAUUAAAAGUAAACUCAAUCGUGUUAAAAAACAUCAAAUUAGAUGAUGAUCAGUUGAGGGAUUUGGAAAAGAAAAUGAUCGAAUACGCUGAAAAGAAAAAGGUUAUGGAUAAUUUAUUCAACGCAACGCUCAAACUGUUAAACAGUUCUAAUACGAAGGGAUCCUCAUCUUAAUCAAUGCUCUUGGUUGACGAGUGAAAGAAAAAUCAGUACUAGUAUUUAUUCUUUCAAAGCUUUUAUGGAAUAACUAAUUUAAAAUUUGUUGUAAUAAUAAAAUAAUGUCAUGUUU